This is a messenger RNA of Colletotrichum orchidophilum, 1362 nucleotides long. RefSeq names its product tat pathway signal sequence. Gene Ontology annotation, biological process: lipid metabolic process. Lineage: Eukaryota; Fungi; Ascomycota; Sordariomycetes; Glomerellales; Glomerellaceae. Gene Ontology annotation, molecular function: phosphoric diester hydrolase activity. The record is from RefSeq and is a predicted model, not a curated record. Bases 1 to 1362 code for a protein of 453 amino acids. The transcript has 2 exons.
AUGACAGCAUCUCUCGUUGCCCUAUCCAUCGGGCUGUUGUCCCUCUUCGCGACCCAAGUUGCCGCUCAGGAACUUGUCAGCACCAGCACUUUCACCCUUUCCAACACCGACGAUGUGACCUUUCUCUCGGGAACCAAGACCGUCGCAGUCACCCAGCCUAGAACGCCAACGGGUCCCUACGCAACCUACACCUCGAGAAUCACCCUCACCAAUGGAGACCUUUCCACCAUGACCGGGACCAUGACGGUCACCGGCAACGUCACCCAAACGACAACAAACUCCGUCGGCCAAUCUGUCGUUAUCAUCUCGGGCCAGACUUCUGUCGUAACGUCCACCAUCACUGGCAAUGCCACCCAGAGCGAGACCGCCCCGGCCGGCCCGACCAACACCCGGCCCUGCAACAACUAUGUCGAGUUCUGUGACCGCAAGUACAGCAAUGUCACCGAGGUCGGAUGCCACAACUCCCCCUUCGUGCGCCCCGGGAAUUCGGCCUCCAACCAGGCUCUCGACGUCACGGCCCAGCUCAACGACGGCAUCCGCUUCCUCCAGGCCCAGAUCCAGUGGCCCACCAAUGGCACAGUACCACACUUCUGCCACUCUUCCUGUGAUAUUCUCGAUGUCGGGCCCAUCACCGAAUGGCUGACCACGGUGCGUGAAUGGGUCGCUUCUCACCCGUACGACGUCGUCACAAUUCUCCUCGGCAACGGCAACUAUUCCACGCCUGACUUAUAUGCCCCCUUUAUUGAGUCAACGGGAAUCCUCCAAUACGCCUACCAACCCCCAUACCUUCCCAUGAGACUGGAAGACUGGCCUACUCUUUCCCAGAUGAUCCUGGGCGGCAAGCGUGUCGUCAUGUUCCUGGACUACAUGGCGGACCAGCAAAAGUUCCCGUGGCUACUCGACGAAUUCUCCCAGAUGUGGGAGACCCCCUUCGACCCCAUGGACCGCAGCUUUCCCUGCACCGCCCAACGCCCGCCCAACCUGUCCCAGGAGGCCGCCCGCGACCGCCUCUACCUCAUGAACCACAACCUCAACGCUGAGUACAAUAUUUUCGGCGCGUCCAUCCUCGUACCCGCCGUCUCCCUACUGAACACGACGAAUAACGUGACCGGAAAUGGGUCCCUCGGCGGGGCGGCCCAGAACUGUACCCGCGACUGGGGCUUCCCGCCCAAGGUCCUCAACGUGGACUACUACAACUACGGCGACCCAGAGGGCUCCGUCUUCCAGGUGCAAGCGAAGAUGAACAAUGUCACGUACACGCGCGAGUGCUGCGGUAAAGUCACCGGCGCGUCUACCGGAAGGCCGACUGCUUCGAUUUUGGUCUUGGUUUUGGCAUUCGCCUCCGCCCUGCUGCUGGCCUGA